Molecule: messenger RNA, 2113 nt
Organism: Loxodonta africana (African savanna elephant)
Lineage: Eukaryota; Metazoa; Chordata; Mammalia; Proboscidea; Elephantidae
Gene: GPAT3
Product: glycerol-3-phosphate acyltransferase 3
Exons: 12
Coding region: 413-1729 (438 amino acids)
Biological process (GO): triglyceride biosynthetic process
Cellular component (GO): endoplasmic reticulum
Molecular function (GO): glycerol-3-phosphate O-acyltransferase activity
Source: RefSeq, a predicted model, not a curated record
GAGUGACUUAGGCGCGGGUUGGGGUGCGUUCCUGGCCCCGUGCGCGCUCUUGCUGCUCCGCGGUGUCCCUUAGCUCACCUCCAGCUCCCGUCCUCUCGGCGGCCCUGGCCGUGUUGGCGCGAGCUGCGGUGGCCUCAUCCCUGGCCUGGGCCUUUAGCGGAGAAAGAGUUAACUGGUGGGGACCAGGAGGAGUCCGAGGCCGGAGGAAGGAAAUUGCCUUAAUUCUGAAAGUUUGUUCCUUCCCCUCUUCUUUUCCCUGCAGUGCUGGGCGCGGGGAGGCGGCGGUGCUGACACCUCAGAGCUCGGCUCCGCGCCUCCGCUCCGGAGCUCCUGCCGGUCUGCCUGGGGCUCAGGGAUAGCUGUCGUGCUCCGACCUCCUCCGCGGACCUCCUCCGAGUAGGUGCGCCGAGUCAUGGAGGGCGCAGACCUAGCAGGGAAGAUCCUUUCCACGUGGCUAACUGUGGUGAUCGGCCUUAUCCUCCUGCCUUCCGCUUUCGGGGUGUCUUUGGGCAUCUCGGAGCUCUACAUGAAAAUCCUGGUGAAAACUUUAGAGUGGGCCGCAUUACGAAUAGAAAAAGGAGUCCCAAAGGAGUCGGUUCUUAAAAACUCAGCUCCUGUCGGUAUUAUCCAAAGAGAUGAGUCACCCAUGGAAAAAGGGCUCUCUGGUCUGCGAGGAAGUGGCUUUGAGCUCUCUGACGUGUUUUAUUUCUCCAAGAAGGGAUUGGAAGCCAUUGUGGAAGAUGAAGUGACCCAGAGAUUCUCCUCAGAGGAGCUAGUGUCAUGGAAUCUCCUCACAAGGACCAACGUAAAUUUCCAGUACAUCAGUCUGCGGCUCACCAUGGUGUGGGUGCUGGGCGUGAUAGUACGCUACUGUGUCCUAUUGCCUCUGCGGGUAACCUUGGCUUUCAUUGGGGUUAGUUUUCUCGUUAUAGGAACUACACUGGUUGGGCAACUGCCAGAUAGCAGUUUCAAAAACUGGCUGAGUGAACUGGUCCACCUGACCUGCUGCCGGAUCUGUGUGCGAGCCCUUUCUGGAGUCAUUCGUUACCAUAAGAGGCAGUACAGACCCCAGAAGGGAGGCAUUUGUGUUGCCAACCAUACCUCUCCACUAGAUGUUUUUAUCUUGGCAACGGAUGGAUGCUAUACUAUGGUUGGCCAGGCUAAUGGUGGACUAAUGGGAAUUAUUCAGAGAGCAAUGGUCAAGGCUUGUCCACAUAUCUGGUUUGAACGUUCGGAAAUUAAGGAUCGACACUUGGUUACUAAGAGACUAAGGGAACACAUUGCUGAUAAGAAGAAACUGCCUAUAUUAAUCUUUCCUGAAGGAACUUGCAUCAACAACACUUCAGUCAUGAUGUUUAAAAAGGGAAGCUUUGAAAUUGGAGGAACCAUACACCCGGUUGCAAUUAAGUAUAACCCUCAGUUUGGUGAUGUCUUUUGGAACAGUGGUAAAUACAGUAUGGUGAACUAUCUGCUUCGAAUAAUGACCAGCUGGGGCAUCGUCUGUGAUGUGUGGUACCUGCCGCCCAUGACCAGACAGGAAGGGGAAGAUGCCGUCCGGUUUGCUAACAGGGUUAAGUCUGCUAUUGCUGUACAGGGAGGAUUGACUGAGCUUUCCUGGGACGGAGACCUGAAGAGAGCAAAGGUGAAAGACAUCUUUAAGGAAGAGCAGCAGAAGAAUUAUAGCAAGAUGAUUGCGGGCAAUGGAUCUCUCAACUCUCAAUUGGGCUGAACACCACCCUGUAGAUAAAACUGGGCUUCCUAGAACUAGCCCUUAGAAAUGCAGUGGGUUUUUUUCGGGGGAGGGGGUUGUUUUGUUUUAUUCUUUUUAUUUUUUUUAUCAUUAAUCUUUUUCUACAGGAUGAUUGUCUCUACCUCUCUAUGCUGAGGCAGAACCAACAGGUGCCCUUUUUGGCUUUUGUUGUUCUUGUUAUAGCAUUAGCCCCAUGAAUUGAAAGGGAGUUUACUGGGCUAAAAUAGAUUUUGCCUUUCGUAAAAUGAUGAGUGAUUGUUGACUAAAUGAAAUAUUUGUACAGGAAAAAGUGUUUCCAAAGAGUGUGUGAAACUCGCUAAUACUGUAAUUCUCAAAAAAAAAAAAAAAGCAACCAAACCCAAA